UCUAUAGUCUCUCGCAGCAGUUUACUCAUUUUAUUCAUUCUGAAUAUUUCUAGAAAGUAACAAGCAUUCUUUACUCUUUAAAGGAUAAUUGAUUUUUCUAUUAUUGAUUUUUAAUUAUUGUAUUUUUUUUAAUAAUCAAUUUAAACGGUAUUAAUAUAAAUAUGUAUCGAUUAGUGGUUAGUGUACUUUGCCUUUGUUUAUUUACUUCAGUAUUAAGUCAAAAAAAUGAUGCUGAAAAUUUUGAAGUAGAAACAAUCGACGACGCCGAUAUUGAGGCUGUUACACGGCCAAAUUCUGGAAACCCAUCACGAGGCUCAUCCUUUACAGGCGAACAAUGUUCAAUUUGUAAUGAGACAUCAGCUACAACGUGUUUUGUUAAGGAAAAGUCAUCUGACAAUCAAAUAUUGAGUGUUGUGAAAUGUUACGACGCAAAUGAAAAAGUUUUGAAAGAAAAUGAAUCAUCAAGGAAAAAUCCAUAUCCUGGUGUACAAUUUUCACGUACACAUAUUCAAUCGAAUAUUUCUUAUUAAGAGUAAUUAGUCUGAAAAACCAAAAAUAUAAAAUGUUAAA
Messenger RNA from Chrysoperla carnea, 570 nucleotides. RefSeq lists its product as uncharacterized. The transcript has 2 exons. Bases 162 to 530 code for a protein of 122 amino acids. The record is from RefSeq and is a predicted model, not a curated record. NCBI's taxonomy places the organism in Eukaryota, Metazoa, Arthropoda, Insecta, Neuroptera, Chrysopidae.